Messenger RNA from Olea europaea var. sylvestris, 1316 nucleotides. RefSeq names its product primase homolog protein-like. The record is from RefSeq and is a predicted model, not a curated record. Lineage: Eukaryota; Viridiplantae; Streptophyta; Magnoliopsida; Lamiales; Oleaceae. The coding region runs from base 180 to 848 and encodes 222 amino acids. The transcript is spliced from 7 exons.
GGCAGAAACGAAGAGACAAGUCGCAAAACCAGUCGCCGAAAAGAGUACAAAUUUGGUGAUGCCCUUCUUUAAACCAUUUCUUUCUGCUUUUUCUCUCAUCCAUGGAAAUUCAAGCAUUUUCUUCCUCUUCCUCUUCCUCUUCUUCCUGUUGCUAACAAGAAACCCUUGCAACUCGAAACAUGCUUCUUUUACCUCAGAGAAGACUGUUUCUGAACACGAAUUCUCACUACAACAGAGCAAUUUUGAUGGGCUCCAAACACUUGCUCCUUCUUACGUCUACACUCACGCCGGAAAAAUAUAGCAUUUUCUACAUCUUCGAAAACCAUAUCUCCAUUUCAUCGGAUGAGCUCUGGGUUGAGUUAUUACCUCAAUGCCGCCAUGCCUAUUCCCAGACCAGUUUCUGGAGUCGUUUUGGAGACCCCGGAGCAGCAAGUGCUAGAGUCAGAGCUGUUGAGGAUGUUAAAGCAGAAGUUGGAGGAUAUCGGGAUUUACGGAGAUGUUUUGCAAAGGUGGGUAUUCGGAAGAGAAAAGUUUAUCUCUCCACAUCACAAAAGAUGGUGCUGCAGCAAUGUGGACCUGCUUUCGGGCUAAAUGUGGGUGGAGUGGCACUACAAGGAAUCACCAAAGCAAAACAACCAUUCAGAGAAAUCACAGAAGAGAGUCUGGAACUGGAACCUUUGUGCAACGAGCUACUUGCAUUUUUUGCUGAGCGAAUGAUAUCUGGGGAAACACUGCAGAGAAACUCUGUAAUGCAAAAAAGAAGAGGCACCCAGGUGCAGAUGAUGUUUAAUUUUCAGAAAUGUUCAUGUAUAUUUGUGUGCAAUCACGAGGUUGUCUUGAGAUGCUAAAGAAUUAUUUCUAGCCAUGGAAGUACUUACAUUUCCAUUUCCAUUGUAUCCACAUCCCUCCUGGACCUUGGGCCGUUUGCCUUUCUCCUGAAAGAAGAGUAGGGGCAGGGGAACAGACUUUAGAGAGACGAAGAGGGGUGUCAGAAACAUUGUUUAGACUCUUUGAAACUAUUAUAAUCUAGUAAGUUGAAUUUGAUUUAAUUGCUAAUUUCUCGGGAAGAACGUUUGAUAGAGAUUUCUAUACAGAUUGCUAUUGCUUUCACCUAUCGAAGGAAUGGAGAACUUGUUAGCUGCAAGUAUAGGGAUAUUACUAAGAAAUUUUGGCUGGUAUCGUUAGUUGUUCUUCAUGCCUAAAAAGAUUCAAAUUUACGAGUAAGAAAAACUUUAUUGUAAGAUGUUUAUGAUUAUAGUCUCCUACUGCGCAUGGCCACUCAUAAUAUGGCUGUGGGUGUCAAUUUGACUGUUUUA